CUCCUUCCUGAGUCUGAGGCGAGUGACUGCCUGCCUUGACUGAGGGACGGACGGAGCGCGAGCGUGGGAUGUGAUGUGACCCGCCAGAGAAAAUGGCGGCAGCAGCAGCAGCAGGAGGAGGAGGAGGAGGACCAGGGCAAGGGGUGGCGGGGAUGGCUUCGAACCGCCUCUCCGCCUCUUUGGUGGGGAACGAAGCCCUCGCUGCUGCCGCUGCCGCCGCUCGGAGCCCGAAGCUGCCGAGGAGCGGAGUCGGAAGCGGCGGAGUCGUGCUGGCGAGGGAGCCGCGCGCCUCAGACUGGAGGCGGAAGCAGCUGCGCAAAGUGCGGAGCGUGGAGCUGGACGGGCUGCCCGAGCCGCCCUGCGAGGGCCCCGCCGAGAUGGACGCGGCCUCCUCCUCCUCCGGCUGCCUCCUCCUCCUCCCCGGGCCCGCCGCCCACGACCCUCCGCCGGCGCCGGAACCCGGGACAGAGAGCGGCCGUGAGAUGGAGAAUAAAGAAACACUUAGGGGAUUGCAGAAAAUGGACGACCGCCCAGAAGAGCGCAUGAUCAGGGAGAAGCUCAAAGCAACAUGUAUGCCUGCCUGGAAGCAUGAGUGGCUUGAAAGAAGAAGUAGGAGAGGCCCUGUGGUGGUAAAGCCAAUACCAAUUAAAGGAGAUGGCUGUGAAGCAAACAAACUAGCAGCAGACCCUCCUCCUGAAGGACAUCCUCCUGCUACUUCACCUACUCAGAAGGGAAGACGGAGCCCUUCCCCUAGCAGUACUUCUUCAUCUUCUUCUAGGACUGUUAAAUCUGAAUCACCUGGUGUAAGAAGGAAGAGGGUAUCUCCCGUCCCUUUUCAGAGUGGACGAAUAACUCCACCACGCAGGGCUCCAUCUCCAGAUGGCUUCUCACCUUAUAGUCCAGAGGAAACAAGUCGGCGGGUCAACAAAGUCAUGAGAGCCAGAUUGUACCUCUUACAGCAGAUAGGACCCAAUUCUUUCUUGAUAGGAGGAGACAGCCCUGAUAAUAAAUAUAGGGUAUUCAUUGGUCCUCAGACCUGUAGUUGUGGACGUGGAACGUUUUGCAUUCAUCUGCUGUUUGUUAUGCUUCGAGUAUUUCAACUUGAAUCUUCAGAUCCAAUGCUCUGGCGAAAGACUUUGAAGAAUUUUGAGGUUGAGAGUUUGUUCCAGAAAUAUCACAGUAGGCGUAGCUCAAGGAUCAAAGCCCCAUCUCGUAACACCAUCCAGAAGUUUGUCUCACGCAUGUCAAAUUCUCAUACAUUGUCAUCAUCUAGUACGUCUACAUCUAGUUCAGAAAACAGUAUCAAGGAUGAAGAAGAACAGAUGUGCCCCAUUUGUUUGCUGGGCAUGUUGGAUGAAGAGAGCUUAACUGUGUGUGAAGAUGGCUGUAGAAAUAAGCUUCACCACCACUGCAUGUCAAUAUGGGCAGAGGAAUGUAGAAGAAACAGAGAACCUCUUAUAUGCCCACUUUGUAGAUCUAAGUGGCGAUCUCAUGAUUUCUAUAGCCAUGAGUUGCCAAGCCCAGUUGAUUCUCCUUCUGUCCUUCGUGUGGUCCAGCAGCAGACUCAGCAGUCGACACCUGGCUCACCGAGGAGGAACCAAGAUAGUAAUUUUAACCUUCCUCAUUAUGGGGUUCAGCAAAUCCCACCAGCCUACAAAGAUUUAGCUGAACCAUGGAUUCAGGUAUUUGGAAUGGAAUUAGUUGGCUGCUUGUUUUCACGAAACUGGAAUAUACGUGAGAUGGCCCUUAGACGUCUCUCCCAUGAUGUUAGUGGUGCUCUGUUACUGGCUAAUGGUGAAAGCACUGGAAAUUCUGGAAGCAACGGUGGCAAUACCACAAGUGCUGGAACUCUAGGAGCAGCUAGUGGGUCAUCACAGACCAUUAUCUCAGGAGAAAUUGUUGUGGAGUCCUGCUGCAGUGUACUUUCCAUGGUUUGCGCUGAUCCUGUCUACAAAGUGUAUGUUGCUGCUUUAAAAACCCUAAGAGCCAUGCUGGUAUACACACCCUGCCAUAGCCUAGCAGAGAGGGCAAAAUUGCAACAACUUCUAAAGCCAGUUGUGGAGACUAUAUUGGUGAAGUGUGCAGAUGCCAACAGCCGUACAAGCCAACUUUCUGUUUCAACACUGCUGGAGAUGUGCAAAGGCCAGGCAGGAGAGCUAGCAGUUGGCAGAGAAAUACUUAAAUCUGGAUCUAUUGGCAUUGGUGGCAUUGAUUUUGUCUUAAAUUGCAUCCUUGGAACACAACAUGAAUCAAACAACUGGCAAGCGCUGCUUGGACGUCUUUGUCUUAUAGAUAGACUGCUGUUGGAGUUUCCGGGUGAAUUUUAUCCGCACAUUGUUAGUGGGGAUGUUUUGCAGGCUGACUCUGUUGUAGACAGGUACAAAAAGCUGCUGUCACUGUUGAGCUUUGCUCUGCAGUCAAUUGACAACUCUCAUUCAAUGGUUGGCAAGCUGUCCCGGCGGGUAUUUUUAAGUGCUGCCAGAAUGGUUGCAAGAGUGCCCCAUGUGUUUGUAAAGCUGUUAGAAAUGUUGAGUAUUACAAGUUCAACACAUCAUACAAGGAUGCGUCGACGGCUGAUGGCAAUAGCAGAUGAAAUGGAAAUUGCAGAGGCCAUCCAGUUAGGGAUGGAAGAGAUGCAUUCCAGUGAAUGCAGGCAUGUAUUUGUGCAGCCUCUGGUUCCUGAUAACUCUCCAGAGUCAACAGAGAGCAAUACUCCAAAUAACACAAUCCAGUUAUCAGGGAGAAAUGGAAAAGAUGUGGUUGAUAAAAAACUUGCCAGUCCUGAAGACAUUUCUGACACAGUGGCUGGUAUUUCCCUGGGACUUCCUGUUUCUUCAGGAUCAACGGAGCAACCAAAGCCAGCUGUUCAGACAAAAGGCAGAUCCCAUGGUCAAUGCUUGAACUCUUCCCUCUCACCUUGUCAUUCCCAGUCGGUCUUCCCAAUUUCACCUUCCCCUCCUACUUCUAUACCUGCAGGAGCAGAUAUUGCUAAACACAGACCUCAGGGAUUUGUUCCCUGCAAAAUACCCUCUGCUUCUCCUCAAACGCAGCGGAAGCUUUCCCUCCAAAUUCAAAGAAACUGUGCUGAACAUAAAGAAUCAGAAAAACUUUCCCCAGUUUUUACACAGCCCAGGCACCUGCCGUUCAGUCAUAUACACCGGCCAAAGCCAUCUCGACCCAAUCCUUGUGACAUGAAUAAACAGGGAGAAACCUCUAAAAAUAGCAUGACACUUAAUUUAAAUGAUAUAGCACAUUGUGAUGGUGGUGGUAGUGGUAAUGCAGUAAUACCAAGUGGAGAGACUGUUUUCACACCUGUGGAAGAAAAACAUGAUCAACUGGAUAUUAAUCCUGAGCUUAAUUCCAGUAUGGAGGAUUUACUUGAGGCAUCUAUGCCAACUAGUGAUGGAACAGUCACCUUCAAGUCUGAAGUGGCGGUUCUGUCACCUGAACGUGCAGAAAAUGACAACACAUACAAAGAUGAUGUAAAUCACAAUCAGAAGUGCAAGGAAAAGAUGGAAGCUGAGGAAGAGGAAGCGUUAGCUAUUGCAAUGGCAAUGUCAGCAUCUCAGGAUGCCCUACCAAUUGUUCCUCAACUACAGGUUGAGAAUGGUCAAGAUAUCAUCAUUAUUCAGCAGGAUACACCAGAGACCCUGCCUGGGCAUACCAAAGCAAAGCACCAUUACAGGGAAGAUGUAGAAUGGCUUAAAGGUCAACAGAUUGGCCUUGGUGCAUUUUCUUCAUGCUAUCAAGCUCAGGAUGUUGGAACUGGGACAUUAAUGGCAGUGAAACAGGUGACAUAUGUCAGGAAUACAUCAUCUGAACAGGAAGAAGUGGUAGAAGCAUUGAGGGAAGAGAUAAGGAUGAUGAAUCAUUUGAACCAUCCCAAUAUCAUUCGAAUGCUGGGAGCGACAUGUGAAAAGAGCAACUACAAUCUCUUUAUAGAAUGGAUGGCAGGGGGAUCUGUUGCUCAUUUGUUAAGUAAAUAUGGAGCCUUUAAAGAAUCUGUGGUUGCAAACUACACAGAGCAGUUGCUUCGUGGCCUUGCUUACCUUCAUGAGAAUCAGAUCAUUCACAGAGACGUUAAAGGUGCCAACUUACUCAUUGACAGUACAGGCCAUAGACUAAGAAUUGCUGAUUUUGGAGCUGCAGCUAGGUUGGCAUCGAAAGGAACGGGUGCUGGAGAGUUUCAAGGACAGUUGUUGGGGACCAUUGCAUUUAUGGCACCUGAGGUGUUGAGAGGCCAGCAGUAUGGCAGGAGCUGUGAUGUGUGGAGCGUUGGUUGUGCGAUUAUAGAAAUGGCUUGUGCUAAACCCCCCUGGAACGCUGAGAAACAUUCCAAUCAUCUUGCUUUGAUAUUUAAGAUUGCCAGUGCAACUACAGCUCCUUCGAUUCCGCCACAUCUGACUCCAGGCUUAAGGGAUGUGGCGCUUCGAUGCUUGGAGCUUCAACCUCAGGACAGACCCCCCGCAAGGGAGUUGCUGAAACACCCCGUCUUCCGCACUACGUGGUAAUACUGUAAAAGUGGAGAGACACUGAACACGAUGCUACUGAAUAGAGAACAAUACCGGUCUUCCUGUGCAAGUUUGCACGGCAAUAUGUGUUAACUGCUUUGCUGGCCUUAAUGAUACAUUUGGAGAACUUGAGGUCAGUAGAGGACCUGUACUUAAAAGUAUGUGACUGACAAAUCGAGAUCUUUACCUAAGCUCAGUAUGCAACAUUUCACAAUUUGUGCAGAAAUAUGUAAACUGUGCCUUUCUCAAAGAUCUGGUUCUUUGUGAACAGAAAAGCAAUUCAUCUUUUAAAUCUGCAUGAUUAUUUAGUGGAAGAAGUGAUUUUUUAAUUUUUUUUAAAUUUUGGAGCACUUUUUCAGCAAUAUUAGCAGCUGAGGGGCUCAGGAGCCAUUAAAAACUGCAAUCACUGUUCCAUUUCAUGCCAUACAAACAUCAGCAGUUUGGGCUCUACAACCCAGUUUGUUUUCCUCACUUGUCAUAGAAAAAAAAGAAAUCAAUGUUUGUGCAUUGUAUUUUCACGAAGCUUGUUCUUUAAGUAGAGAAAGAGAUCAUGGGUAUUUUAAGACCACAUUUUGCCUUUCUAAGAGUCAUUGACCAUGGAAGUUGUGGUUCACUGUGCAUAUAAUUGCUAUUCUUGCAGCUUCCCUUUGGAAGUGACAAGUCUGUGUUUUCAUUUAAUCUUUCAUAUUCAGGGAAAAUAUUUUUAAAACACACCCAGAAUAGCUAGAACUAGGUUCAAGCUAAAUGUUGCUGGAUAGCUUGAUAUACUGUAAGAGACUGUGAUACAGAAUGGUUUGAAAUCUGGAAUAAAAUGCUGCCCUCAAGACAGUGUUUUGAAGACGUGUUGGAGGAGAGAAUGCUCAGUUGGUUUGAACAACAAAACCUCUGUAACCAAGGAUCAAAUGAACUGUUGGGGUUUGGAGCCUUUUUAUUGUCAACAUUUUCAUGGUAAAACUGUUUAGAAACAUGAUAAUGUAUCAUACUUGCUGCCACCCAGCUUCCAUUCUAGUCAGCCUUUAAUGGGAGCCAAAGCUUUAAAUCCUGUCUUACCCUCCAUUUAGCACUGUAUUCAUGUUCACUGUUGGUUUUACCUGCUGUUUUCCUUCUGCCAUACAUCAUCUGUUUACAAUUAUAAUCACUAAACAAUUGGAGGAGUAUUUCAAAAGGAAAAGAGAACAAUUUCAUCUCUUUAAAAAUGUUUUGUGGAAAAAUGGACUUGAAAAAACAGCAACCCUUAAACAUAAUGUGAAGAAAUGCUUCACAAAGAAUGCAAGACUACUUUUUAAGCAAAUGUUCAGUUGCUUUAUGAUUUUAAGGGCAGCCUUUUAGAGCCUGAUGAAUGGAAUAGUGAAGGAAAAUGGCAGUUCUUUUGCUUUUGGCUGAGUCUUUUUGAAAUAAAGUAAUAUUGUGUUUAAUCAACUUCUGUUAAAUAACUGUUCAAGUUUUAACUCUUCAGAAGCCAGUUACCGGAAAUUGGUUAUGCUCAAAGACUCAGGACAAAAUAAAUAAGCUAUUAUACUGUACAUUUUUAAGCAAUGUACAACUCACAAAUUGGAAACAAAAUAGGUAAGAGGUUUACAGCAAUGAUUAUGCUAGCAUUAACUAAAAGCAAUGUCAUAAAAUGUGGAUGCGUAUUUCUUUUUGAAAUGUUACAUUCCAUUGCUUUUUGAAGAUUGGCAGACUUUGAAGAGUUAAACAAUCGAAAUGUGAAAUUUGGUAGCUCUGUUUUUGUAUUUUGACUUCAGUUUCUUGACAAUUUAGAAUUUCUCAUUCUAAUCAAAUUGUUUUUAAGUCUCUUGUGUGCAAGCUUUAAAGAAUGCACUCUUGCCGGUUCAUGUACUGGAAGAUUUGUUGUUGAAUUAAUGCCGUUUCUGAAAAGAAAAAAAGUCAAAUGUAUAAACUGAUGAACCUCAGCUAAUCAGUAUUACCUUUUUAGAUGGCCAUGUCUACCACAUAUCAAACUCAGAAUGCCUCUAGAUGCCUAAAAGCAUUGUUUGAGUUUGUUUGCAUUUCCCUCAGCUUGCUGUAAUUGUGGUGUUUUUUAAAAUGCAUAUGUGAUGUAAUCGUAUUUUCUUUGGAUCAAAGCUGGACUGAAAAUUGUAUUGUGUAAUUAUUUUUGUGUUAUUAAUGUUAUUUGGUACCUAAGUUGUAAAUAACGUCUACUGCUGUUUAUUCCAGUUUCUACUACCUCAGGUGUCCUAUAGAUUUUCUUCUACCAAAGUUCACGUUCACAUUGAAAUUAUAUUUGCUAUGUGACUGAUUCCUAAGACUUCCAGGGCUUAAGGGCUAACUUCUAUUAGCACCUUACUGUGCAAGUAAAUUUUAAAGAUCUCUGGGUUAAGAAAAUUUGGCUUCAUUAUAUCCUUGUUGUUUUAAAUAUAUCAAGAUAUUUUAAUUAAAAGUUUUUACCCCUUUGAACCAAUUUUAUAGUAUAAUUUGUACCUAUUUUGGUGGUUUUGUCUUUAUAGUAAAUAAAAGAUUUUGGACAAAAGUUGAA
This is a messenger RNA of Anolis carolinensis (green anole), 7008 nucleotides long. RefSeq names its product mitogen-activated protein kinase kinase kinase 1 (gene map3k1). The record is from RefSeq and is a predicted model, not a curated record. The transcript is spliced from 20 exons. NCBI's taxonomy places the organism in Eukaryota, Metazoa, Chordata, Lepidosauria, Squamata, Anolidae. Gene Ontology annotation, biological process: protein phosphorylation. The coding region runs from base 93 to 4511 and encodes 1472 amino acids. Gene Ontology annotation, molecular function: zinc ion binding; protein kinase activity; ATP binding.